Messenger RNA from Naegleria gruberi, 1152 nucleotides. RefSeq lists its product as uncharacterized. The transcript has a single exon. Lineage: Eukaryota; Heterolobosea; Eutetramitea; Acrasida; Naegleriidae. Bases 1 to 1152 code for a protein of 383 amino acids. The record is from RefSeq and is a predicted model, not a curated record.
AUGAUGGAACAUAAAGUGGGAAAAUAUAAAAUUAAUCAGGAGGAAAUUGUGGCCCUCUUUCAACAAGAACCAUUGAAAAAGAUUGAAAAGAAUUUAAAUCAAAUUCCUGGAUUGUUCGGAUUGGAAAUUGAUGAUGAUAAAUAUUUAACUUUUUGGAAUGCGUGGUUUAAUCAGGAGGAAUAUAAAUUCAUGCUGCCUCAAUCAAAGAGUGAUUUGAUUUUUGUGUGUAUUAUGCAUGGUGGACACUUUUCUGGAGCAAUUUUUGAUCCAUCCUUAGGGAAGGCAAUAGUUCACAAGACUUUUUCGAAUUAUGUAUCUAGAAAGAAGCAAGGAGGAAGACAAUUACAACACGACAUUCAAACUGGACAUAAGGCAAAAUCUGCCGGUAGUGAAAUUAGAAGAAAUCAAGAGGUGAAAUUCCAGGAAAAGUUGACCGAAUUAUUAACUGAAACUUGGAAGAAAUAUUUUGAUGGAGAAGGUCAACAAAAAGUUUACUGCUCAUUCGUCUAUUGUCCUGGUAACAUUAAUAGAGAUAUGAUUGAACAAUUAUUGUGGAACGAAAUGGACCUAAAGAGUCUACCAAUCAGAAAUAUUCCAUUCCAAGUGCCAAAACCUAAUUUUAUGAAUUUAAUCUCCUGCUAUGAUAAACUGUGCACAGUUCACAUCACUUCAAAGGAUAGAAUUAGUGAACUCACCAAUGAUGAUUCAACCCUGCUGUCCAAUUUGGAAAUUUCAGAUGAAGAAAGCUCAGAAGACGAUCUAGAAAAGACCAAAGAACAACUUCUCAAUGAUGAAUAUCUCAAGAACUAUCCAAGCCCUCUCUCACCACAAUCAGCUACCUUCUCCUCUCCAGUUCACUCACCUAGAUCUCCUCUCUCACCAAUUUUACAAGCUCUUGGAUUUAAUAUUGAACCAAGUCAACCACUUCCAAAGAAGAAUCAAAUUCCUCCAAAGAUGACCAAUGCCAUGACAAUUGGACAACCUCUUCUCUCUAACAAACGAAAGAAAAACAAAAAACAAGAAGAAUGGAAACCACCAGCAAACGAUUCUCUCAUCAAUCAGUCUUUGGCUAUUUGGGGUGUAAUUUUAGCAGUAGCAGCUGCCACACUUACUAUUUACAUUUGGAAAUUUGCAGAUCAUGACGAACAGUAA